AUGUUGUUUUGGUUUUCCCCCAAGAUCAGCUCCCUGCCCCUCCCAGUGCUCCCCAGGGUGAUGCUGAGCAGUGAGGACCAUGCAGAUAACCAGCUUACAAAUGAAAAGCAUACAGAUGAAAAGCCUAUGAAAGGUAUUGUUAUGAGUUCUGUGGCAGAAUUCAGCAUCACAGACACUUCAUCAAAGGGUACCAAAACCCAGAAGCAAUUGUCAGAUGCGAGCACAUCGUCCAUUGCUUCCCUGGAGAAAUGCAGAGAAUUCACCUACAUUGAAGAUGACGGAUCAGUACAUCAGAGAGACAGUGACGAUGAAUGUGCAACACUUAUCCUGGCCUGCUUGUUCUGCCAAUUUUGGGACUUUCUUAUAAUGCUGCCUGAUACCUGUGAACAUUGGCUGACAGAUACCUGUUGUCCAUCCAAUAGAUACUACCAGACCUCCAACGAAGACCACGCCAACAACGACUGCAACUGUGACUGUGACAUUGAUUGCAGCCUUUUUGAGUCCUGCCACGAGACUGGUGAAUGCCUGGAACUUGCCAUGGAGAUUUCUGAAAUCUGCUAUCGCUAA
Messenger RNA from Egretta garzetta (little egret), 567 nucleotides. It is a transcript of the gene MDFIC2, whose product is annotated as MyoD family inhibitor domain containing 2. Lineage: Eukaryota; Metazoa; Chordata; Aves; Pelecaniformes; Ardeidae. The coding region runs from base 1 to 567 and encodes 188 amino acids. The record is from RefSeq and is a predicted model, not a curated record. The transcript is spliced from 3 exons.